GGGAAUCACAGCCUGUAGGGCUUGACGGGUUGGAGGUGGGAUAACGGAGUUAAUCUCCUUGCUUUCCAGCGAUUGUCGCUGAUGUUUUUGCGCCGUGACUCUCUCCUGAGACAUGGACGCCACGAUGUUUCAGCUGAGGUCGUUCGUUCACCAGCGGCUGUACGCGGCGGCAGAGGAGAUCCUCGGAGAGGUGGAGAAAACCAUAACGUUAGCGCUGUACGAAGCCGAAGUUAGUCGAUCUAAAGAGGAGGUCGAAAGUCUGCGACACCAGCUGGGCCUUCUGCGAAAGAACUCAGUUGCAGAGCUUCCACUCACCAGCAGCACUGCAGAACAUGGAGACCAAUGUGACACCCUCCCGCUGCAGGAAAACCAAGGAUCCUCAACACCAGAGGAGUCUAAUUUCAGUCUUAGUGCAGAGUGUCCAGGGCCCUCACAAACCAGCACGGGCCUGGACAAUAAUAACUGGAACUACUGCUUGGUUGAGACAGACUUCAAGAUGUCUAAGAUAAAAGAGGAGCAGGAGGAACUCGAGGACGAGAGUCAAACACAGGAGAUUGUUUUUCCAUCUCCUGAAAUUGUGAAAAGUGAGCAAGAUCAGCCAGAGACUCAAGUAUCAUAUGAGAUGGAGCCAGUUUCUUCAGACUGCUCUGCAGCUCAGAGCGAGAACAAUGACAGUGAUGAGGACUUGGUGAACAGCAAAGGAGAACGGACCAAAAUUAUGAAAAGGAAAGGAAAGGUAUUGGAAGGGCAAAGUGGCAAUGAUGACAAGAAGGACCAAGCAGUAUUGCCUUGUGAGAAUCGUUCUGCUAAAGGUCAAAAGGACCGCAGUUUUUGCCAUUUAUGUGGCAAGGGAUUUCAGUACAUUGGCUCCUUGAUGAAGCACAUAAAAACACAUGAGAGCAAAACUGAUUGCACUGUUUGUGGGAUGACACUCCAGUCUACAAAAGAGUUGAUAACUCAUUUGAAGGGCUGUCACAACAAAACAUAUUUUUGUGACAUCUGUGGCAAGACGUUUGCCAGUAAUCGUUGUCUCCGGCUGCAUGAAAGAAUACACACAGGUAUAAAAGAGUUUGCGUGUCAAGAAUGUGGCAAAACAUUUUACCGUAGAGAGCACCUCAUUGUCCAUGUGAGGACCCAUUCUGGGGAGAAACCGUAUCACUGUGACAUCUGUGGGAAAGCAUUCAGUCAGAGCCAGAACCUCACAAUCCAUAAAAGAAGUCAUUCAGGGGAGAGACCCUAUCAUUGUGGCCUGUGCGGCAAACUUUUUAACACAAGCAGUCACCUCAAAACACACAUGAGAUACCAUUCGGGAGAAAAACCCUACCCGUGUGAUAUUUGUGGUAAACGUUUUCGCCAAAGUGGACAGAUGACAAGACAUAGGACCACACACACAGGAGAGAGACCAUAUGCCUGUCACAUUUGUGGCAUGAGGUACAGGUUUGCACCUAAUCUUAAAGUGCACCUGCAAACUCAUGAAAAGGCAGCCGCUGAGUGAAAGCAGUUUAUCUGGAAAUCACAUAUACUUACAUUACUGCCAGUUGUUUCCAGAAGCAUACCACAAGUUGUUAAACGUACUGUGACGGUUGAGAUAAGUCAUCUCACCGUGAGCUUUUUCAAUCUGCAGAUUGAACCACAAAAUUGAAGUUUUCCCACCUUAAAGACCCUUCACACUCACACAGAUGUUCUCAAUCAGUGUGGCUGAAAUUCCCCAAAUCCCUGACUCAGAAUGACAAGUCAAGAGCUGAUGCGAGUGUUUUUCCUCACUCGGCCGCUCACAAGUACGGUUUAAAUGAUACAGCGUGAACGUGGCCUUACAGCUUUAAUUGGAAAAUGAGAGGUGUCAGCACAGCUCUGAGUCUAAUCAGGCUCUUAAACCACUUUUACACUACAUUCAUUCAUUUUUCUCGGUUGCCAAAUGGCCUGUCCACUCGUAUUAUUACAUCUUCAGGCUGAAUGUGGCAGAGAUGAAUCUUUGUUGCGGUGAUAAUUUAACAACAGAAUUCAGACAGACAUUUUUACUGUGUAUCAUGAUGAUCAGCCAAGUUAUUUCUACACCUGUCAUUUACAUACAUUUAUCUAAAACCAAAUUAGCAAAGGAAUUGUCUGCAUGUAAUGAUGGUGUUAAAUUUAGGUAAUUUCAUCCAGGCAGUAGAUUGUGUCUGCUAAGGAAGUCUUUUUUUUUUUUCAAACAGACACAUCUAUAACAAUGUGAAUGUCCUGUUGUGAAGUUUUUUUGUAAGUUAGUUUCAUUUUGAAGAACAAUUGAAAGAGCUACAAUAAAAAAAAUCACACAGUCUAAAUAUGUUUACAAAUCCCUUUAGGUUUCUGUUCCAUAUGAUUUAGUUUGCUGAAAUAUGUUGGCACACAAAUUGGUUAACUUUUGGUUAACCACAGGUAAAACCAGUUUCACUUUGUUGAUCGUAGUUCAUGGCAGCACCUCUAGCUG
Messenger RNA from Toxotes jaculatrix (banded archerfish), 2446 nucleotides. RefSeq names its product zinc finger protein with KRAB and SCAN domains 8-like. The transcript is spliced from 3 exons. The record is from RefSeq and is a predicted model, not a curated record. Bases 113 to 1495 code for a protein of 460 amino acids. NCBI's taxonomy places the organism in Eukaryota, Metazoa, Chordata, Actinopteri, Toxotidae.